UAUGCUCAAAACAAGAUGGCGUUCUUGACUUUUUGAGUGCUUCGGACAUUGAAUUUUCAUUGGACGCUCGGAUUUCUCAUGUUUGUGUUUUAUUUUACAAAACGUAAUUUUUAUUUUGUAAAUUAUUUUAAAUUCCUUUUAUUAUUACUAUUAGUUUGUGCAGUGUUUAUGUUUAGAGUGGUUGACUUGCACAAUGAGCAAUUACGAUGACGAUCAAAGUGAAGAUGGAGAGCUAGCACGCAGUCCUGUUCAAGACGAAAUGGAUUUCAGUUUAUCAGAUGAGGACCGCGAUAAUGCUGAUUCCUUAGUUAUAAAGCCACCACAGGCUGUGAUUCGUUCAUCACAUCGAGACAAACGGAGUCACAAAAGAGCUGGUAAAGAGAGAUUCAAAGAAGUAUCCCGGAAAGAAAAGAAACAUCUUUACAGGGAACGUGACAAACCAGAGAAAUCAAAAAGAGAACUAAGUAAAACUACUGACCGUGAAGAAAUGACCAAAGAAUAUUACAGAGAAAAGCAAUACUAUAGGGAAAAGGAGGCUUAUAGGGAAAAAGACCCCUAUCGGGAAAAAGAUGCAUACAAUAGGGAUCGAGAGUUGUACAGGGAGAAAGAAGCAUAUAGAGACAAAGAAAUUUAUCGUGAAAAAGAAGCAUACAGGGACAAGGAAGCUUAUCGGGAUAAGGAGGUUUAUCGAGAAAAGGAAAUUUUUAGGGAUAAGGAUAUCAGAGAAAAGGAAUUGUACAGAGAACGGGAAGUAAGAGAUAAAGAUAUGUACAGAGACAAAGACCCUUAUAGAGAAAGAGAUCAUUACAAGGAAAGAGAAGCUUAUAGGGAUCCUUCUGGGAGAGAUGCAGUACGACCUCGUGAAGCAUACAGGGACAAAGAGUCUUAUAAGGAGAAAGAUGUACCACGGGAACGUGAUGUGUACUUAAAUCGUGAACGUCAAUAUAAAUAUUCAGAUAGUGAUAGAAAAGGAGUUGAAAAUAAUAGAAUUGAGUCAAGAUUAAGAUUAUUGGCUGAAGAAGGGCACGGUAAUCAUAACAAUGAAAAAGAAAAUAGGGAUAGAACUUCUGGAGAUAAGGAAUUGGAAGACCUAAGGUCUAGAUUACUGAGCAAAAGAAUAUCGAAGGAACUUCAAGGUCAAGACUCUAAGAGAUCAUCUGACUAUUCUGAAAAAGAGAUGAGAUCGGAUCGCCAUGUCACUUUGGAUAAACACCAGCAGGAAAGAAGGAAAAAAUUGCUUGAAGCAGAACGGGAAAUGGAAAAAAGGAAACAUGAAUCACGCACUGAGCUGGAAGCUAGACGCGAAGAACGCCGCCGCCGUGGAAAGAAGCGAUCAGUAUCACCGGAAGAGGUGUCCAGUAAAAAGUCAAAGACCAAUCAUUCCCCUGCAUACGGAGACUCAGUUGUUACUGUCUCUGAUGCCAGUGAUGUUGAGAUGAAAAGCAAUUCUCCACAUUCCGAACCUGAAGAUGGCGAACAUUCCAACAGUGAAACCGAUGAUGACAGUUCUAGUACAGACUCGGAUUCUGAUGCUGCCUCAAAGUCUGAGGAUGAUGAGGAAGACAAUAAUAAAGAGGAUAUUAAAUCAGACAAGGAAGAAUUAAAGGAGAAAGUUCCUGAAAAAGCUCGCCCAAAGUCUAGAUCGAAAUCACAUACUCCUAAUUCAGAUAAUAGAACUCCAUCAUCUCAUGGAUCAAGAAGGUCACUUUCUAGAUCCAAAAGUAGGAGUAGAUCACAUUCUUUUUCUCCGCCACCUCCAGGAGAAAAUGGCAAACCAGCUCCCGAAGAAGAGAAACCCAAAGUGGAUGAUGAAGAAGCUAAAAAGAGAGAGGAAGCUAUUAGUGCUUUGCCCCCUUAUUAUCCCGCUCUCCAGGGUUGUCGGUCAGUAGAGGAGUUUCAAUGUCUGAACAGAAUAGAAGAAGGCACAUACGGCGUUGUUUACAGAGCUCGUGACAAAACUUCCGAUGAAAUUGUCGCUCUUAAACGUCUCAAAAUGGAAAAGGAAAAGGAGGGAUUCCCGAUCACGUCACUGAGGGAAAUUAAUACACUGUUAAAGGGCCAGCACCCGAACAUCGUCACGGUGCGCGAGAUCGUGGUCGGCUCCAACAUGGACAAGAUAUUCAUCGUCAUGGACUACGUGGAGCACGACUUGAAGAGCCUUAUGGUGACUAUGAAGGCGAAGAAGCAGGUGUUCCUUCCAGGAGAAGUGAAAUGCUUGAUGACACAACUACUAAGUGCUGUUCAUCAUCUUCAUGACAACUGGAUUUUACACAGAGAUCUUAAAACGAGCAAUCUUCUGUUAUCACACAAAGGCGUAUUGAAGGUGGGAGAUUUUGGUCUUGCGAGAGAAUACGGGUCCCCUUUGCGUCAAUACACGCCAGUCGUAGUGACUCUGUGGUACAGGUCACCAGAACUGCUGCUCUAUGGAAAGGAAUACUCUACGCCCAUCGAUAUGUGGAGCGUGGGAUGCAUUUUUGGAGAAUUCGUCUCUAUGAACCCGUUGUUCCCGGGCAGGUCUGAGGUAGACCAGCUGAAUAGGAUAUUUAAGGAUCUCGGGACGCCAUCGGACGCGGUGUGGCCGGGCUACAGCGAGCUGCCGCCGGUGCAGAAGAUGACGUUCGCGGAGCACCCGGCCGGCGGGCUGCGCCAGCGCAUCGGGCCCGACCUGCUGUCCGAGGCCGGCCUGGCGCUGCUGCAGGGCUUCCUCACCUACAACCCCGCCAAGCGGCUCACGGCCGACGCCGCGCUGGACCAUCCUUACUUUAAGGAGCAACCGGUGGCGAUAGACCCGGCGAUGUUCCCGACGUGGCCGGCGAAGUCGGAGGGCAACCGGCGCGCCACGCACAGCCCGCGCCCGCCGGCCGGCGGCGCCGCCUACGAGCAGUUCGCGCGCUCCGACUCCGACGACGCGCUCGGCUUCCACGUGCAGCCGCGCUCGCUCAACGUCGCGCCAGGUUUCUCGCUCAAGUUCUAGCCGGCUCUAUUAUAGUCUCCACCCGCGCCGUGCUCUCAGACGGAAAGCUGAUAUUUUUAACGCACUUAGCCAAGCCCUGUUCGCACUAGUCGAGUAAUUUAGUCGAAUGGCGAGUAAUUUUGUAGCUACGUGUCCGAACACCAAAAAUUUUGCCAGUUCGCGCGCUCCGACUCCGACGACGCUCCACUGCUUCCACGUGCAACAGCGCUCGCUCAACUUCGCGCCAGGUUUCUCGCUCAAGGUCUAGCCGGCUCUUGCCUCCAUCCGCGCCGUGCUCGCCGACGGAACUAAGCUAAACGCACUAAAUCACUCGACUAGCCUCGUUCGCAAUUUUGUAGCUACAUGUCCGAAUACCAAAAAUUUAGUGGAGCAGGUUACUAAUUCGUUUAGUCGAGCCAAGCCACCACGCGUCCCUGGUCACUCGCUCACCGGCUAAACGAGUUCGAACCGGGCGGUUUAGUAGAG
This is a messenger RNA of Ostrinia furnacalis (Asian corn borer), 3439 nucleotides long. RefSeq names its product cyclin dependent kinase 11B pitslre (gene Pitslre). Gene Ontology annotation, biological process: protein phosphorylation; regulation of mitotic cell cycle. Gene Ontology annotation, cellular component: nucleus. The record is from RefSeq and is a predicted model, not a curated record. The transcript is spliced from 13 exons. Gene Ontology annotation, molecular function: ATP binding; protein serine/threonine kinase activity. NCBI's taxonomy places the organism in Eukaryota, Metazoa, Arthropoda, Insecta, Lepidoptera, Crambidae. Bases 194 to 2974 code for a protein of 926 amino acids.